CGUCAACACACGAAUGAGACGCUUUCUUCAAGCGCCAAACCAACAAUAUCGACGCCAGCCGGUCUCUCGCGGAGUUUCUGAAUGAUCUUCAUCUCCUCGAUUUUCUCCUUGAAAUAAAUCUCUUAAUCUAAGUUAUAUGCUACAUAAUUAAUAAAAAACAGAAUAAUGUGGAAUCCUAACUUGGACAUUUUCUCUCUCGCUGUCAAACCGAGAAGCUUCGCGUUUCCUUAAAGGUUUCGUCUUCUUCUUCUUUUUAAACUGGAUAUUAUGCGUUUCGUCGUCGUCGCAUCCCAAUCUUUCUUAAUUAAUUAAACCUGCUACAUUGAACUACCUCCUUCCAAGUAAAAUCAAAACAGGGAGGUAUUUUCAAGGUUAGUUCCGUCACGACGGAAUCAAUGUUCCCAAACCGACUGGAAAAAUUAUUGUAAAUAAAAAAAUACAUUUUUAUUAAAAAAACAAUAUUUUUUUGUUACUUUAUAUAAAUUUAAUGUAUAGAUAAAAUAAUUUAUUUAAUAAUAUAAUAUUUAAUGAUAAUUGUUUUCAUAAUAUAUAUAACGAAUCUAUCGAAUCAAUUGUCGAUCGAUGUGGGAGAUCGAUUUGACUCAUAUUUUAAUUUACGCAUACUUUUUAUCUUUAUGUAAAAGUAAUUACAAUUUGUGAAACAUGAAUUAAUAAUAAUUAGCUUUAUUAGUGUGAAAAACGCAAAGUUCAAAACAGUAUAUAUUAUAUAUAUUGCAGAAGCACUCAUCUUGACGCGUGAAGUUAGCGCUAGAGAUGAUCAUCUCUGGCUCGAGCCAACUUAAUACAGUUCUCUGUUAUUAGGGGUUCACAUGCCUUCCGGAACGGAACGGGACGCUGGGUUCACUUUCUUUCCGGAACGGAACGGGGCACGGGACAGAUCAGCUCCCGAUCGAGUGGCAUCGCAAUUUGUCUAAUUGAAUCCGUAAUAAUCCUGAGAUGUAUUGGCCCUGGGAGCGGAUAUCGUUGCGACGUUCGAUUGAACGCAACGAAUAUGGAACGACCGCCGCUGCUAGAACAAGUGAUAUCACAAAGUAUUUAAUCGAAGGCGACGGAGGUGGAACGACCCGGCGCUGUAUAGAACGGCAUCGCAGAUCAUAACUGGAUCAACUGGACGCCCAUCGGGGCGAGAUGAUCCCGUCGCGAGUGAGAGACCCCCGUGAUCUACGGUUCCAGCCGAACGGAAGAUUUCCGCCUCGUUACUCCGGGGCGGUAAACAGCGCGGUCGUCUGAGCGCGGGGCCAUCGAUCUUCCUUCCGUCGCGGUCUUUCUUCGCGCGCCAGGUUGAAGCCCGAACGUUAUUCACGCGGAUAAGGAGAUGGAGUGCCGCGGGGUAUCGUUGCUGCCUCGUAAUUCACGCGGUUCGUUUCCGACCUGACGGACCCAGGCGCCAAGGAUCGUCAUCAUCCUCCUCGCGAAUCAGAGAGACUCCGCGAGAGAGUGAAUAUUCGUAACCGGAUGUGCUCGAGCGGCUGGCAAACGAGCCGUGCGGAGUGGUGUGUGUCGCAAUAACUCGACUUUCCAUUCGCGCGUGGCCUUGCUCCGAACAAGGAAAGAUCGGGGCACGACGAUCGGUGACGAUUCCUUCUCGCGCUCACGACAAACGUCUCCUACCUCUGGGGGCAGCGGGUGACAUCGAGGUGCCCGCGAGGGAGGCCCGUAAGAAACCGACCAGGUGAUAGCCGGUCGAUCGAUAGCGCGGCCCACUUCCGCGAUCGAUAUCCCCGGGGAGAAGCGCAUGCAGCGGUGCGUUGCGCUCGCCCAACGUGAACGUCGUCGUCGCCGUCGUCGCCGUCGUCGUCGACGGUAAUGAUGCUGGCGUGUUAAUGGCAAUGGUGAAGUGUCCACGUCUGUGCGAUUACGAGUGCGUCGGGUGCAAUGUCAGGGCGACCGGUCGCUUCCGGUAGCCGGGAGCUGAUACGAAGAGAGGAACUCGAGGAAGAAAGAGAGAGAGAGAGACCGACCGACGGUGUUGCAAGUUGAGAGUUCCAAUCAAUGGCGCCUGAUAAUUUAAUAACGCCGCCCGUGCACAACCGUACGACGUCCGCGAGGGAAAGUUGAUUGUAAUCGACGUCACUGGCGUUAUCACACCGUGUCGAAUAAACCUGACGUGUUGUUGCCCAAGUGUGUUCACCUGACGCCGCCGAGUUGUUGUUCCCACCUCCUUCGCCAUAUAUCGAUCGAGAAUCGCGAAUUGGACGUACGCUAGUGACGUUUCACCGUGCUGUGCCGUGGUAGGAAACGCCAAUAAUUCGCGAUGCUGCCAAAGAAGGACGGCCAGACGGAGCCGUACGCUCUCGAAGACAUGAUAUCCGAUCUCCAGGCGAGGAGGCACUCGCUGGACCACGAGGACGUCGUGCAGGAUCCGGCCGAGUUGCUCAAGCAACGCGAGAGGGAUCUCGUCCUGGCGGCUGAACUCGGCAAGGCUCUGCUAGAAAGGAAUCAGGAGUUGACGAAGCAGGCCGAGACCCUGGCCGAGGAGUACUCCGCCAAAUUGGAAAGUUUGGAGCAGGAGAGGCACCUGCUGCGAAGGAGACUCGAGGAAGCCAGGGAUGAGAGCGAGGCACGAGCCUUGGAGCUUCAGGCCGAUGUGGAGACCCUCAGGAACCAAUUGGAGGAGCAGAGUGAGAGGGCGAGGAGAGCGGAGCGCGACCAGGCCACCCUCGUCGCGGAGCUGACGGCGCAAAACACGAGGCUUGCCGAUCAGCUGAGAGAGGCUGCCAAACAGGAAGAGCAGUUGCUCAUAGAGGUAAAGGUGCUGCGGGAAAAAUGCGCUCUCAGGAACACCACCCUGCAGGAUCACGUCAGCAGCCUGGAGAUCCUCAGGGACGAGGUACAAUUCGUAUCCGCACAAAGGACGGAGUUAGAGAGGCGGUCCUUGGAGCUGCGCGAGGAGAGGGCCAGGGCGAUUGCGGCCCUCGAGGAAGCCGAGGAGAGAGCCACGGCCUUGGAGCGGCUCGGCCACGAAGCGGAACACCGCGCGAGACUGGCCGAGCGAGAGAGGGAUGAGCUGGCAUCGGCAUUGGCGGGUAUCGAGACCGAAAGAAGAACCCGGUCCGGCUCGAUACAGAAACCACCGCGAUCUCUGCAAGCGGAGAUGGAGUGCGAGGAGAGCGGCAGUUCCCUCGGGGAACAGGAAGAGAGCUUGAAGACGGAAGUGGCCAGGGCGACGAAACGGCUGAGGGAGCUGUGCGCCCAUCUGAGGCGCGGCGAAGAUGACUCGGGCCUACAGAGCGACUGCGACGAGUCCAUGCUGGUGAUCAAUCUCAACAACUCCGAGGCAGAGGUAGGCACCAACGAGCGGGAGACUCAUCCUUCGCCGACGAACUGUCCGGGUGCGCUGAUAGAACUGGUCGAGGAGGUCUACAACCUCGCGCUGUCGGGUAGAGGGGCACCAGGGGAAUUGGGGUUAGCGGUGGAGCUUCACAGGGUACGAGAAGAACUGGAGAAUUCUCGAGAGCAGUACAGGAUACAGGAAGAGGAGUUGAAGCGACGCGGCGAUACCGUCCUGGAGAUGACGAGCAAAUUGAGCGUUUGCGAGGCCGAGCUGCGCGGCGUCAAGGAAGAACGUGAUAGGGCGAGGGGCGACAUCGAGCACUCCGAGUUGACGAAGGACGAGAUCGUGGCGAAGGCUUACAAGGUGCGAGAUCAGGCGGUGGCCCGGCAGAACAGGGUAGAAGUGGAGUUGGCUAGAACGCGAAUAGACAUCCUACAGGCCGACAGUCAGCUGAAGGAGGCGAUCAAGCAGAAGGUCGAGCUCAGUCAGCAGUUAGAACAAUGGCAGAUGGACAUGCAGGCGCUCCUGGACGAGCACGUGCGUAGCAAACUGACCCCGGCCUCGCAGCUCGUUGCCACGAAAAACGGCGAGAAUUCGGACGUGUCGGCGCCAGCUAGGAAGAAGAGGAGCACUAGCUCGACGAAGAAGAUGUUCGGCCUGUUUUGACGAAAGUGACGCAGCACGGUGGCUACGCUGCGUUGAGCGACGAGCGAUCGUGACUGACAUAGACCUAGACUUUCGCAUUCCUACGUACUAUUUCGCAUAAUAGUGACGUGGACGAGACGAAGAGAAGAUAGCGUGAAUUUAGGUGUUUGUCUUAAGAACCGUUCGAUUGGUCCAAAUUCUCGAUGAGCGGGAGUGCAGUGUUCCAGACAUCCCUCGCUAACGUCAUUAGAAGCUGAUACCGUACGUGUAUUGCGGACAUCUGGACUGAUCUCAAACUAGCGACUUUGAGUAACUAAAAUUAGUAACCCGGACCAGACCUCGCCUGGUCUCGUACAAACUUUGGGGACCUGUUUCUCUUCGGAAUUGAAUAUCGAAAUGUUCUCGAUGCAUAACGCGUGCGAGAAAUGUCCGCGUUGCUCACGGCAGGGUGCCUGUUACAUCGACGCUCGUGUCGAAACCGUAAUUCGAAUUUAAGUGGCGUCGCGCGCCAGAAACAGGGACGUCCGACUUUCUACACGAUUCCUCAAUCAGGGAAAGUUGCUCGCGGACAGACGUUCCUCCCAAAACGUUCCUCGAGAGCGCGUCCAAUACUGUCGCAAUCAAAUUUUUCACCCUCUUCUGCCGACACGCGCGUUUUCCGUGUCGGCCACUUUUUAUCAAACGGCACGAUUGACGUGUAAUCCAACGGACUGUCAUUAUCGUUCACUACUCGACUAUUCAUGCGAAAAGUAUUAAUGGCACAAAAUUGCGUUGCGACGCCGAUCGCUAAUGGAGUCAGCGAGAUGGACAUGUCCAUCUUCUCAUCGAAGAGAAAAAAAAAAGAGAGUCGUCGUUUCAUCCCCAAGAAAUUAAGGUUCCGUUAUGAAUGACGUCUUUUCUCCACGAUAAAUUUUCGACACGUCCAAGUGACGUUUCUAGCUCAGGGAAAUUUCUCGCGGAUGCUCUUCUAAUUUUGCUUCUUCAUUCAGCAUUUCCGCUCUCGAAAGAUCCGGAGGGACCAUUGGCUGGAAAACAAAACGACUGACCGGUCACGGUUUUUCGCUUCGCGCGGGGGGGAUGUCAGUUGUCUGAGAGAUGACGAAAGAACGCAAAAUUUAAUGUAAUCCCGGCAAGACUGAGCAGGGCAAAGCGCAGCCGCGCGCGCAAAUGAAAAUGUGUCCUGUCAUUCUCAUCAUCGUGGAACGAAUUGUUCUCCACGGUAAGAACGAUCUCCGAGUGGAAACUCCUUAUUUCGAAACGGCCUCGCGAUCACAGCUCGACGAAUAAUGAAAGGAACCGGAGCCACUCGAGUGGCACUUGCUCCGUUUCUCCCGCCGUGCGACGCGGGGAUAUCGAAUUCUUCUCUUGAUACAAAAUAUUGUGAUACGCUGUGUCUUAUGUUAGAAUUGAAGAAGAAUGUCAUGCGCUUUCUAACACGUUGCGGAGGCUUCUCACUUCUGUAAUACUAAAUUAACGAUCGUAUUGGAGCAAGAAACUAAAUCUUCUUUUUUUAAAUUUCGUCAACGGUUAAAUCGCGAAAAUGAAUAGAAAUUGAUAAGAAAAUCGUGGAUUUAUUAUGCAUGAAAUGUGUACUUAAUUGUAGUGUUACGCGCGGACUUGGAUGACUUUCAUUAUCGAAUUACCCGACCACGAAUAAUUACCGUCCGUCCAUCGUUCCGUCCGACAGGAUCAACGAAUUGAUCGUUGCGAUACAACGAGGUGAAACGAGAAAAGGAAAUGAUCAAGCGUUUUAAAGAUGAUGAAAGUCGAUCGAUCCAGCCGUGAUUCCUUGAUAUUUUAACGCGACGAUAGUGCAAUAUCACUGAACAUUUUUACGAUAUUAAUCGUAUCGACGAAUGCAACGACUGCUCCUUGAGAAUUCUGCGUUCCGCACUCGCAGACGAUCGGAUUUGAGGAGCAACGACUGCGGCGCAUUUGAUGGCACGUGUGAUUUUUUGCGUGUAGACAUUGCAUGAAGACACGCGUGUGUGCGUGCGUCGCACCUAGUGAAACGUUUGUACGUUAAUCUCCCUCUUUUUAUUUUUUUGGGGGGGCGAACGUACUAUCGAAAAUGUAUGAUAAUUGUAUAAUAAUAUCUCGAUCUGAUUAACUGCGACAACGAUAUUUAUUUAAUAAAAAAAUCUGUUUUACGAUUGAA
Molecule: messenger RNA, 6098 nt
Organism: Monomorium pharaonis (pharaoh ant)
Lineage: Eukaryota; Metazoa; Arthropoda; Insecta; Hymenoptera; Formicidae
Product: bicaudal D-related protein homolog
Exons: 10
Coding region: 2276-3961 (561 amino acids)
Source: RefSeq, a predicted model, not a curated record